AUGGAUUGUUUGACAGAUGAUCUAUGUGCGAUUGUACUUGCGAGGCUACCGCUUAAGACCAGCACAGCUUCAAAAGUGGUUUGCAAGCAGUGGAAAUCGAUCGUAGAGUCUCCCUUUUUCCAGGACCUUUACCGAUCAGUACUGCACCAAGACUCGCACUCUUGUUCAUGGUCGCUCAUGACUUUCGGGAUAGAAAUUAUAGCACACUACAGAUGCGAAACUUGGGGACUUGAACAUUCUUUGAAGUUUUACGUCUCCUCUUUCCUAGAAAGGUUCAAUAACAACAACAACAAGAAUAACGUACGAGCCAGAGUCGUGGCUUACUCCGACGUUGGGUUGAUUUUGAUCCAUGUAAAGCCAUCCAAGGAGAAGAUUAAUGGAUACUUUUACGUGGCUAAUCCGGUUUCAUGGGAAUCCGUAGAAAUCCUCUUUCCUGAUGCUCUCCCUCUAGGGUUUGGGACGAGUCAGGAUUACCCGAUCACUGGAAUUGUCACACGAACUGAUGACAAGGGCCUUGUUUUAAGUUACAAACUUGUUCUCAUGGAUAAAACUCAUAUAAGACAAAGAAAGAAGAGCUUAAAUUUCCUGAUAUAUUCAUCCGAGACAGGCUCGUGGAGUCUCAACACUUAUCAUCUUCCUUACUCUCUUUUCCUUCAUGAUCAUCGGCAUCGCUUAGCCAUUAGCUUGAACGGAAACCUUCACUGCCUCGCCUGGAACAGGUUCAAGCAUGAUGAAAUUGUAUCCAUCGAUUUCUACGCUGGUUCUGAUCGAUGCCGUGUUACGCCUUUCCCUGACUCGGAUAAAACUACCAAAUUCGAAAAAUGUUGCACACCUUCUCAAGGGUUUCUCAUGUAUAUGAACAUAGUCUCUGUAACAGAUGGAAGUCUAGAGGAUAAGUUAUGUCUAUGGAGGUUACAGAGAGACGGGUGGCAACUAGUAUCGGCAAUCUCUAUGUGCGAUUGUACUUGCGAGACUACCGAUUAA
Messenger RNA from Microthlaspi erraticum, 984 nucleotides. The record is from the annotation of a GenBank genome assembly. NCBI's taxonomy places the organism in Eukaryota, Viridiplantae, Streptophyta, Magnoliopsida, Brassicales, Brassicaceae.